UACUGCUGCCCUCGGACUGCCGAGGACACAAAGCUAGACCUAAAACCCUGGGAAAGCGAGGUCAGAGUCCUGCAUCCGCCCUUCCCGCACCCCGUGGCACCUUUUCCUUCUCCUCACAGCUGAGGGGCUUCCCGGGAGGCUCUUCCAUCGGGCAGGCGACAGAACGAAAAAAGCAGCCGUCGCCGACCCCAGGCCUGCCGACACCGGGACCCAGUUGACCCUGGGCCGGGGAGGCGCCCCGAGAAAGAAUGGGGAGCCCGGGAUCGCACCCUCAGCGCGCGAUCAGCUGACCCACGCGGGCCAGGCGCGCCCUAAUCUCCGGCCAAUUAAAUCCAAUGUUCGACCUGCGCACGCGCAGCCGGAGACGGCCGAGCAGUGGAGCGAGGCCGCCUAAAGGAGAGCCGAGCUGUCGAUGAGUCCAAGUGGGCCACCUAGAGCGGAAGUGGAGGAGCGGCCGGAAGUAGCCGGAAUCUCAGAAAGACUGUCCGACUGACUCUGACGAGAUCUGGGACUGAGGGAAGGAGGCGGCGGCCAUGGAGUUGGGCGAGCUGCUCUACAACAAGUCCGAGUACAUCGAGACGGCAUCUGGGAACAAAGUCAGUCGCCAGUCAGUGUUGUGUGGAAGCCAGAACAUCGUUCUCAACGGCAAGACCAUUGUGAUGAAUGACUGUAUUAUCCGAGGGGAUCUGGCAAACGUAAGAGUUGGACGUCAUUGUGUUGUAAAAAGUCGUAGUGUCAUAAGGCCACCAUUCAAGAAAUUCAGCAAAGGUGUUGCAUUCUUUCCUUUACAUAUUGGGGACCAUGUCUUUAUUGAGGAAGAUUGUGUGGUCAACGCAGCUCAGAUUGGUUCCUACGUUCAUGUUGGGAAGAACUGUGUGAUUGGGCGCCGAUGUGUGUUGAAAGACUGCUGCAAAAUUCUUGACAACACGGUAUUACCUCCAGAAACUGUGGUCCCACCAUUCACUGUCUUCUCAGGCUGCCCAGCUUGUUAGAGCUGGGUCUUUCUUUCCCCAGGACUCUUCUCAGGGGAGCUCCCAGAGUGCACUCAGGAGCUGAUGAUUGACGUCACCAAGAGCUACUACCAGAAGUUUUUGCCGCUGACACAAGUCUAGCAUCUCUGCCUCAUGUCUUGAAUCUGCUUGAGCUCUAAGAUGAACCUGAGGACAAAGUGAGCCAGUCAGCACCUAGAAAAAACUCUUGUGUUUGACAUCUACCACCCUCCUCCUUUUAAAAAAUUUCUUUAGAAUUUCUCAAUCCUCAAGGCUGUAACCUCUUAAGAAUUUACUAACAGACAGACUAUCUGGAGGAGUUGUCUUCAAAUGCUGUGCUUACACCUUAUCUGUGAACAGUCACUUUGUACCAUUAUCUGUGGAACACAGAAUCAUCUGUUCCCAACGCUCCAGCCCCUUGGUCCUUGGAUGGCUGGAUCCUGCCUGAAACGGACCUGCAGAGCAGCAGCACCCUUCCGGUGUGGAGGCUGUGUAGCUGGUGUGCUGCUCAUGGCCAUACACUACCCAUGCUGAGAGCCUCUCACACAGGUAAUGCCCAGCUUUUCUGCUGCUAACACAUUUGGCCAGUUGUUGGCAAUUGUUCAUAAUCCUGGGAAAGGUGUUUGUGACUUUUCAGAGCCCAGAUUCCUGUUGGCUCUUAAAACUUGAGGGUAGGGGUGA
Mandrillus leucophaeus (drill) is the source of this 1670-nucleotide messenger RNA. It is a transcript of the gene DCTN5, whose product is annotated as dynactin 5 (p25). NCBI's taxonomy places the organism in Eukaryota, Metazoa, Chordata, Mammalia, Primates, Cercopithecidae. The transcript is spliced from 6 exons. Bases 534 to 992 code for a protein of 152 amino acids. The record is from RefSeq and is a predicted model, not a curated record.